CUGGCGGACCGCGGUCCCGGGAGCUGCGGGCGCGCACGGCGGGGCGAUGGCGGAGGCGGUGGAGCGCACCGACGAGCUGGUCCGGGAGUACCUGCUCUUCCGCGGCUUCACACACACCCUGCGGCAGCUGGACGCCGAGAUCAAGGCGGACAAGGAGAAAGGGUUCCGGGUGGACAAGAUUGUGGACCAGCUACAGCAGUUAAUGCAGCUCUAUGACUUGGCUGCCCUUCGGGAUUACUGGAGCUACCUGGAGCGAAGGCUCUUCAGCCGCUUGGAAGAUAUCUAUAGACCCACCAUCAACAAGCUGAAAACCAGCCUCUUCCGCUUUUAUCUUGUCUAUACAAUCCAGACCAACAGAAAUGACAAAGCUCAGGAGUUUUUUGCUAAGCAGGCCACAGAGCUCCAGAACCAGGCCGAGUGGAAAGAUUGGUUUGUCUUGCCCUUCCUGCCGUCUCCGGACACCAACCCCACUUUUGCUACCUACUUUUCUCGACAGUGGGCAGACACCUUCAUUGUGUCCCUGCACAACUUCCUGAGUGUCCUGUUUCAAUGCAUGCCGGUUCCCGUGAUCCUGAACUUUGAUGCAGAGUUCCAGAGGACCAGUCAGGUUCAAGAAGAAAAUGAAGUCCUGCGUCAGAAGCUGUUUGCAUUGCAAGCGGAAGUCCAUCGACUGAAGAAGGAGGAACAGCAGCCUGAAGAGGAAGAGACCGUGGUCCAACACAAAUUGCCUCCUUAUGUCUCCAGUAUGGACCGCCUUGGGGACUCCGAGCUAGCCAUGGUAUGCAGCCAGAGAACCACCUCGCUCUCCCAGUCUCCCCGAGUGGGCUUCCUGUCCUCACUGCUGCCUCAGAGUAAGAAGAGUCCCUCAAGGUUGUCACCUGCCCAAGGCCCCUCUCAGGUUCAGAGCUCAGCUAAGAAAGAGGCCUUCAGCGGUCAGGCCACCAAGGGAAAGGACCUGGGGCCCGGAGCCAAGGAUGGGAAGAGCCUCCUAGGCGGCUCAGCAUCGAGUGAGUCCAGCUGGGCCCAGCAGCGGCAGCGGCGUCUGCAGGAUCACGGCAAGGAGAGGAAGGAGCUGUUCUCCACCACCACCUCCUCCCAGUGUGUGGAGAAGAAGCCGGAAGCUAGUGGCCCGGAGGCCGAGUCCUGUCUGGAGCUCCACAUGGAGCCAGUGGAGCCCCUGACACGGGUGGCCGUGGUGGGCCCCGAGGGAGGAGGAGGCCGUCCGGAGCAGCCGUUCAUCGUGCUGAGCCAGGAGGAGUAUGGGGAGCACCACUCAUCCAUCAUGCACUGCAGAGUGGAUUGCUCCGGGAGGAGGGUUGCCAGCUUAGACGUGGAUGGGGUCAUCAAAGUGUGGUCCUUCAACCCUACCAUGCAGACCAAAGCGUCCUCCAUCUCCAAGUCGCCACUCCUCUCUCUGGAGUGGGCCACCAAGCGGGACAGGCUGCUCCUGCUGGGCAGUGGUGUGGGGACAGUGCGCCUUUAUGAUACAGAAGCCAAGAAGAAUCUCUGUGAGAUCAACAUCGAUGACAAUAUGCCCAGAAUCCUGUCUCUCGCGUGCAGCCCCAACGGGGCCUCUUUCGUCUGUUCGGCCGCAGCUCCGAGCCUCACUUCCCAGGCGGACUCCUCCGCCCCGGACAUCGGCAGCAAGGGCAUGAACCAGGUUCCUGGCAAGCUUCUGCUGUGGGACACGAAAACCAUGAAGCAGCAGCUGCAGUUCUCCCUGGAGCCCGAGCCCAUCGCCAUCAACUGCACGGCCUUCAAUCACAACGGGAACCUGCUGGUCACCGGUGCGGCCGAUGGCGUCAUCCGCUUGUUUGACAUGCAGCAGCACGAGUGCGCCAUGAGCUGGAGGGCCCACAGCGGGGAGGUCUACUCCGUGGAGUUCAGCUGUGACGAGAACGCCGUGUACAGCAUCGGCGAGGACGGCAAGUUCAUCCAGUGGAACAUCCACAAGAGUGGCCUGAAGGUGUCGGAGCACAGCCUCCCGGCGGACGCCACGGGCCCCUUUGUCCUGUCGGGCUACAGCGGCUACAAGCAGGUCCAGGUGCCCCGCGGCCGGCUGUUCGCCUUCGAUUCGGAGGGCAGUUACAUGCUCACGUGCUCUGCCGCCGGCGGCGUCAUCUACAAGCUAGGCGGUGAUGAGAAGGUUCUGGAAAGCUGCCUGAGCCUGGGUGGCCACCGGGCUCCCGUGGUCACCGUGGACUGGAGCACGGCCAUGGACUGUGGGACCUGCCUCACCGCCUCCAUGGACGGCAAGAUCAAGAUGACCACCCUCCUGGCCCAUAAGCUCUGACGGCUCCGCGGAGCUGCGGCAGGGCGGCUGUAUCGUCCUGGGGCCGGGAGGUCGCCCCUGUCCGGUGGGGGGGGGAGGGGCGAGUGGAACAGGAGCCUCGUGUGGCAGGUGCUUCCCAGGGACCCGCGUCAUGACUGGGGUCUUGGCAGAAGGAAAGCUCUGGAAGGGGAAGAAACAGAGAUGGCUUCUGUGUGGGCCCAGGAGAGAUCAACAGUAUUUUGUACAUAUUUUUUUUUUCCCUUUUGUAAAAAGCGAAUGCUCUGUGGUCACGUGGUACACCUUUCUAGAACUUGC
This is a messenger RNA of Perognathus longimembris pacificus (Pacific pocket mouse), 2587 nucleotides long. RefSeq names its product WD repeat domain 91 (gene Wdr91). Bases 47 to 2293 code for a protein of 748 amino acids. The transcript has 16 exons. Gene Ontology annotation, cellular component: late endosome membrane; extrinsic component of endosome membrane; early endosome membrane. Gene Ontology annotation, biological process: early endosome to late endosome transport. Gene Ontology annotation, molecular function: protein binding; phosphatidylinositol 3-kinase regulator activity. The record is from RefSeq and is a predicted model, not a curated record. Lineage: Eukaryota; Metazoa; Chordata; Mammalia; Rodentia; Heteromyidae.